Messenger RNA from Saccostrea cuccullata (small rock oyster), 1171 nucleotides. RefSeq lists its product as uncharacterized. The coding region runs from base 220 to 1116 and encodes 298 amino acids. The record is from RefSeq and is a predicted model, not a curated record. The transcript has 7 exons. NCBI's taxonomy places the organism in Eukaryota, Metazoa, Mollusca, Bivalvia, Ostreida, Ostreidae.
GGGCUACUUUGUAUAUAAUUCAGAAAAUUUAAAGAACACAGAAACCCAUUUUCCUAAAGCACUUCAAUUCUUCUCAUACUUCUUCAUGAAGUAACAGGAAGAAUAUAUUUAUAUCUUGGUGAUUGUUUAAAAAUUAAGACGACGGAGUGUGUGGAAUUCCCCCAUUUAAACUGUGUCUACUUGAUGAUCUAAGAGAGGACAUUUAAACUGAGCUAUACAAUGAGGGGCAGUGGUUUUUGUGGAUGUUCUCUAAUUUUGAUUUUAAUUCAUCAUUCUCAUGCAUGUAAAACUGUCGACAAGGAUUUGUGUAUUGAUGAGACCCCGAAGACCUGGAGUGAAGCCUCAGAAAGUUGUAACUUGGUGGUCUCCAACACAUCACUCCAUGUCGGUGAUCCAAUCACAGAUAUCCCUGUUCCCCACAGAUCGUCUGCUCCAACCUACACGUCUAAGGAUAUUCACUGGAUAGGGGCCACAGGAACAUUCACACCAUGGUUUAAAUUUGCUGGAUGCAACAUGUAUUUUUACUUUCCAUUCAAUACACAAUGGAUGCCCAGUUUAAAGAUUGGUCCUGUUGCUCAAUGUCAUCAAUUAUGUGAAAAAUGGAGAAACACCUACAAAGAAUUCGGAAUAAACAAAACUCACUGCUUUUGUGAUGACGGUGAAAAAACAGGAAACUUAAAAAUGGUGAACUGCAAACGUCAAAAUAUAGAGAAAUUCAAGAAUGACUUAAUCGGAACUGGUGAUAAGCAGGGACAUUAUGCAUUUACCUUGUAUAGGAGAGUCAGCGUUAGCACGGAAUUAGAUGACUUACUAGGAGAGUGUUUGCUGGAGACAAACAAAGGAAAUAAGACGUAUCCUUGUGAUGCUGCAGAUAUAACAAACCUUAUGUGGGAUGAACGACAACAAAAUAAGAUUACUAAUGAUUCACUUCCAAGAUGGACCCCUUACGUACGACGACUGAUUAUAAACUGGAAGACCGGUAGCAGUGCUGUACAGGACGCUUCAGUAUGUAUUGGGGUCCGUAACCAGAAUGGAUCUUAUGAAACUCUGCCUUUGCGCUGUAACGAAACUCAUACCUCCAUAUGCAAGAAAGUUGACAUUACGACAGGUAACUAAAUAAUUUCAUCUCUUAUGUUUUCACAAAUUUUUAAUGCCCCAUACAAGAAAAAAA